Chlamydomonas reinhardtii is the source of this 3313-nucleotide messenger RNA. RefSeq lists its product as uncharacterized. The transcript is spliced from 9 exons. Lineage: Eukaryota; Viridiplantae; Chlorophyta; Chlorophyceae; Chlamydomonadales; Chlamydomonadaceae. Gene Ontology annotation, molecular function: nucleic acid binding; protein binding. The record is from RefSeq and is a predicted model, not a curated record. The coding region runs from base 114 to 2024 and encodes 636 amino acids.
CAAUAUCAUCGCACAUCACUUGAUAACAUUGAAUUAUCUGUACCUGCUAGAUCGACUGCCCUGAUAGUUGGGCCUGGCGGUAGUUGGCAAAGCGUGCCUCCUGACACAAGGAAAUGGCCAAGAAGAAGUCGGGUGCAAAGAAGUCAGCUGCUGGGGCCCCGGCUGGUGCGAAUGCAGCUAUCGGGAGCUCGAGCACUUCUACCUCGCCGCUUGCUUUCGUCUUGACGGCACCAGCAGCUUUCUGGAAAGCUGUGAUCGAUGAGGAGUGCCCCGCUGAGCUUGAGGCGGACCUGGAGGCGACUCCUGAGCCAGCUUCUACGGCGGGCUCCAUCGCCGCCUCUGGCGCUGCUGACCUCCUGAAAUGGUUCGCCAAGGGUGUGGCGGCGCCGGAACCGGCGGCGGCGCGGCUGUUGUUUGCGGCCAGCCUGUCCAAGGACGAGCGCGCCGCCGUGCACAUCACCAUCACCAGCGCCGGCCUGGCCUCCGCCAUCGAGAGCCGCAGUGAGGGCGUGGGCGAGCAGCGGCAGCUGUCCAUCUACAAAAAGGGCGCGGCGCCGGCCAAGGCCGAGCCGCACAGCCCUGAGCUCCUGGAGCUGGCCGCCACGUUGUACAAGUGGGCCCGCGACGCAGGCCUGACCUCUUACAGCCGUGAUGAGAUUGCGGAGCAGCUGGCGGCGGCGCCCGACGGCGCCGGCCUGGCGGCGCCGCUGGCGGCGCUGUGGCGCACGCGCAGCAGCGAGCAGACCGACGUGGCGGCGCUGGCGGCGGCGGUGGCCAAGGACGACGGCGCAGCGGUGGCGGCGCUACUGCAAGCCAAGCCGAGCCUGGUGAACGCGGUGGACAGCGCCACGGGCCAACCGCCGCUGCACGCCGCGGCGCGCCUGGGCGCGGCGGCGGCCAUCAAGGCGCUGGUGGCCGCCGGCGCCAAGCUGGAGGAGAAGGACGCGCACAGCCGCACCGCGCUGCAGAUCUCCCGCACCUUCGAGCAGUGCGACGCCGAGGCGGCCCUGCUGCAGGCCGGCGCGCACGACCCGGAGGCCGGCCGCUUCCCGCUCAACAAGGCCGCGGCCGAGCUGGGCUCCAAGGUCGCCGCCGGCGCGGUGGAGGCGGCGGGCGCCGCGCACGCCGCCGCCGACAAGGCAAUUGCUGCCGCGACUGCCAAGGCAUCGGAGGCGGCCACGAAGGGCGCUGAGGCUGUAAAGGCGGCGGAGAAGGUUGUGGCUGCGCAGGCGGCGGCGGCGAAGCCGGCGGCAGAGAAAGCGGCGGCGGAGGCGGUUUCGGCCGUGAAGGCGGCGGCGGGCGAGGCGGCUAAGCCGGUGGCUGAAGCGGCGAAGGCCGUGGGGUCGGCGGCGACGGAUGCUUCCAGGGCGGCCGUGGGCACAGCGAAGGCGGCAGGGGAGGGCGCAGCGCAGGCGGCAGCCGACGCGUCGGCGGCUCUUGUGGGCGCGGUGAAAUCGGCGCAUGCCGAUGCCACCAAGGCCGCGGUGGGCGCCACCAAGGCUGCAGGGGAGGCCACCAAGGCCGCAGUCGACGCCACCAAGGCUGCAGGGGAGGCCACGACGAAGGCAGUGGCAGAAGCUUCCAACGCCGCGGCCGGGGCUGCCGCGGCGACGGGGCAGGCGGCAACCACGGCGGCUGCAAAUGUCACGAAGGCCGCCGCCGGGGCCGCCAAGGCUGCGGAGGAGACCCUGGCCAAAGCGGCUGUAGGCGCGGCGAAGGCGGCGGAGCAGGCGGCCGGCAAGGCUGAUGCUGCGAUUAAGACAGCAGUGGCCGAGGCGCCUAAGGUUGCCGAGGCCGCGGCGGCAGGUGCGGCGCACGCGGCCGCGGCGGGCGGCAACGCCGUCAAGGAGGCCGCCGCGAGCGCUGCGAAGGCGGUGGCGGGUGCGGCCAAGGCCGUGGCAAGCCAGGUGAAGGGCUUGGCUGUGGGCAGCGGCAACUGGGUGCGGAAGGAUGUGGGCUCGGCCGUCUACCUGGGAGCCACCGCGCUUGCGGCGGUGGUGGUGCUGGCCGUGAAGCGCCGGUGAACGAGGAUGCUUUCGCGGCGGCGUGGUUGCGGUUGUGGGAGCGGAGUCGCUUGCUCGAACGGUUCACAUAGGGAGGCAUUCCAGGCGCUUCUGUAUGGCUUGGUGAGUGGGUAAGGCGGCGAUGGCUGCAGGCCCAUUUCCUCGCGAGUUCAUGACCUGAGGUUCAACCUGGGUCGGCGGUUUACAUGAGUCGGCGUGGCAUGGCUUGCUAUCUGUUACAGCUGUGACGAGCGCUGGCGUGCUUUGCCGACAAGCAGGAUUGGCCAUGUGGCUGUGUGCAAUGAGCGGCAUUGCGGCUUGUGCCCUUCAUCUUUGACACAUGUACUUCAUUCCCUUGCAAUCGUGUCUGCGGGAGGAGUACUGCGCUGGGCUGCUAUGAUUGCGGGUUUACAGAGGGGAUAAUCCAAAGUGUGCAGCACGCCAAGCACACUACUAUGCUGAUGUUAGCGGUGUGCAUGACUGCGUGUCCCUCGCCCCUGAUGGCUGCUGGACGUUGUCGAGCCAGGUCGAGCGGUCGGCGGCAGGGGCGCAGGGUGUCGUGUCCAAGGUUCGAAGCUGGGGCGCCAGGAGCCUAAAGCACGAAACGAAUAAUGGCUUCUUGGCUGCAUCUGCGAUGCAAUUCGUGGGCGCACGCGUGUUUGGAAGUGUGGAACGUUGGCACCUUGGAGCAAGCUGCUUCGAGUCGUUGGCCCUGCAAGAUGUGGUGCUGCAAUGGCCCCUGGCCGGCUGGCCAUGCGGCCCAUGCUGUGCCUUGCGUUCAACAUGGUGGGGUGCGCAGCACGGAGGGAAACAGGCGCCGGGGGCCUGGGGCAAGGCCUGGGGGCAACCGUCAGUCUGUUAGCCUGCCAGAGCCUGCACUAGCCUGCAUGCGCGGUCAACAAUCCCAGCGGCCAUGUAGCAGAACAGCUCGUGACUCGUGCGCUCCAUUACCAUUAUGCCUCCAUAAAAAGACACAUCAACAUGCCACCAGGGCGUGCCUCCAAGGGUGUCGUCUUACAACAGGCGAUGGCUCUCCGACAGGUCAGCCGUCUCGUGGAGUCGUGGUGGACAGCCGUUGCAGCUGUACAACGCAAGCACUAUAGGCGGGUGGAGAGAGUACAUGCUGCCGGUCAGGAGCCGUAUGUCUCGAGCACAAGGCCACAAGCUGUGCACGACGGAGGCACGAAGGCGCGCAGCGCAUGCGCAGGGAUGGCAAGUCACACUUGCGGGGCCUGGGAGGGGCCUGGCGUGUCCGGCUCUGCGGCAAGCAAGACAGUGCCCCUUCACCAUGUAUCGAUAUCAAACUGGUC